GGUUAGUUCAGUUCAAGACCGGCCCGCGUACGCGCAGGCGCCGCGUUCGAUUCUUUUUUUGAAACAAAACAAUCAAGAUAAUAUUAUAAUAUUUCUCCCAUGUGCUGUGUGAACUAGUGUAUAAUAUUCUGUGCAUGUGGAUUUGAUGCUGUUAGUUAUAUUUCUGUGAUACACAUCGGAGUCCAGUCAAGUUCAUUGUCAUUUCGGUUAUCUUGAUUCGAAAACUGAAGCAGUAGACCAGUCAGCAUGCGCGGGGUGACGUGAAGCAUGGCUUCGGACGCGCGCCCGCGUUCGCCGGAAGAUGGCGUCCGAAGACGACGUGACUUCAGGUCGCCGUACGUGACGCUGGGCGCGGUGCGCUACUCCGUCCGCCGCGCCCCGCCGCCGCGCGCCUGUCCCUGCCGCUGCUGCUCCGAGGAGGCGGUGGCGGCGUGUCUCGGCCGGGCCAAGCCCGAUCGACGCACGCUGGAGCGCCUGCAGCGCCGCCUGGGCCGGGGCGCGCGCGAGGAGCGGCCCUCGCGCCACCAGCGACUGCGCGACCUCACCGAGCGGCUGCUGCCGCGCUCGCAGCCCGCGCCCGCCUCGCCGCCACCUCCGCCACCGCCCCCACCGCCGCCGCCGCUGCCGCCGCCGCACACGGCGCCCGUGCUGCCGCCGGUGCCGCCGCCGCGCUUGCGGCACCGGCACAGCCCGACGCGGGGCCUGUCCGUCGACAGGUACGACGACUUCGACGCCGACAACAUCACGCUCGUCCGGGUGGAACCGCGAUCCAUAGUGGGGUCUUACGCGCAAAAGACUAUACCGUACAGGAGCGCGUCGUUCUCGCAGGGCGACUUCGCCCAGGACAAGCACUACCGGCGGAAGCCGCCCUCGAUUUUCGAUUUCGGUAAACGCGUCGCGAAAAAGGACGAUGAGGUGCAGCGAGCGUCCCUCGGGGCCACCGAGGAGAACGUCACGGAGGGCGGGUCGGUAGCGUCGGUGGACUCCGCGGUCGGCUCCGACGAGGGCCUGUUGGUGAACGCAGCGCCGGCGUCGCGCACGCAGCCGCCGGAGACGGCGCACAAGCAGCUCAGCGCGCGCUCGCUGACGCACCCACUGCCGCGGCGCGCGCCGCCCGUGCGCGAGGAGGGGCCGACGGAGGCCGGCGGCAGCCUCCCGGCGCUGAUGACCGCGCGCGUACUCCACGAGCUUCGCGAGGAGAGCGACGGCUCGCAGGCGGACAGUGCGCAGGCGCACAGCGAGGGGACCUCCCCCGUCGAGCCCACCCAACCUUUCGCCUUCCCGCCGCUCCCCGAUCCCCCGCCGAACGCGUGCGCUAACGUGGACUGCGAGUGCUCGAAUCUGCCCGCCUGCGAGACGUCGAGCGACGAGCUCGACCAGUCGAUCCCGGUUCCGGUGUAUGAGUGUAUAGUGAAACAGUGGUCGAAAGAGUUACCUUCGGACGAUACCCCGCGCUCGGACGCCGCGUCCGACGCGUCGCUAGAUCGGGACAAGGAGGACGAGACGAUAACGAGCGAGCAGGUCGCGAGUUUACUCGCCGCCGUGCAGAACCCCUGCACGCCGGCCCCGGUCUGCGCGAGGGAGCGCCGGAGGCCGCUGGACAAGACCAAGAGACGGAAAGGGAUCUACAUAACGACCGCGAGCGACGACGGGGGCGAGGAGGAUCCGCCCUCGGUGAACGGAUGCAAACGAGAGAGCAGCGACGCCUCCCUGUCGGACAUGCGGCUCUCCGCGGAGGCCCGGACAUCGUCGCUGCUCGGAGAGAAGUCGGACGACUCGUGCACCAACGGGCCGCCGAGCCCGAGCGAGUCCACCACCAACUCGCUGCGAGAGAGGCUGGCCGAGGAGCUGGCGUCGAGACGGGCCAUGUUCUGCCAGCAGAGCUCCGACGAGAGGGACGACGAGGUGUACCGGGUCCGACGAAAGUACGGCGUCGUGUCGCGCGGGGACUCGCCCUCGGAGCCGGAGAGCGACCCGUGCUCGCGCGACCGGACGGCGUCCCCGUCGCCCUUCAGCCCGGACUCGUCGGACGUGGAAGCGAGGAGAAGCGUCGCGCGGGCCCCUUUCGGCCGGAACCUGGAGGCGCCGUGCAGCCGGGCGGCCGACGUGGGGCGCAGGAGCUUCUCCGACGCGACGGUGCCGAGCAGGAAGAUCAGUGCGAGUGCAGUGCCCAGUGCUACUCGAACCCGCGGCCCCACCCACGUGCGGGCCACGUCGUCUCCGUCCAAGCUGGCCGGCGUGAAGCCGGGUACGGACCUGCUGGCGGAGCUCCUUAGGGGCAGCUCCGAGGCGCUGUCCAACUCCUCGACGUUCGACAACGUCAUCCUGACCCUACACCAGCAUAACGACACGCGGACGCACGUGGUGGUGGAGCUGUACGAGACAGAGAAGUCCUACGUCGAGGCGCUGGAGAUUUUAGUCAAGAAAUAUCUCCAACCGCUGAAGAGCCCGGAGAACACGGGUCUGCUGGACUCGCUGACGGUGGACGAGAUCUUCUACCAGGUGCCGGCCAUCCUCAACCUGCACCAGGUGUUUCUGGAGCAGCUGCGCCGCCGCCUGGAGCUGUGGGACCUGCAGCAGCGGGUCGGCGACGUGUUCCUCGAUGUUUUUACAAAACCCACCGUAGUCGACACAUACAUGUCGUUUAUAUCUAACCUGAAGAAGGCGAAGGCGUUGAUAAAAAACGCGGCAAACUCGCGGCCGGCGUUCGCGAAAUUCCUGGACGCGAGAGCGAGGGACCACAAGGGGAAGCUGUCUUUGGACAACCUGCUCAUCAAACCGGUGCAGAAGUUCCCCAGCUACAAGUUGCUGAUACAGAGGCUUAUAAAACAUACAGACCAAUCGCACCCCGACCACAAGCUGCUGCUAGAAGCUCAGAAGGAGAUCCACAGCCUGCUGGAAUUGAUCAACUGCACGGAGCGGGAGAGCUUGGAGUUGGAGCAGCAGCAGCAGACCCUGAGAGAGCUCGAGCAGAUCAUAGAAGGUCUCUCAAACUUGGUGACAGCGGAGCGGACGUUCAUCAGACACGAGAUGGUGACGAUGCCAUCAGUCCAAGGCACCAUCAAGGACCGGGCGAUAUUCCUUUUCAACGACAUACUACUCAUCACCAGUGUUAAGAGAAGAACGGGCACCAUUAAGAAACCCAUUCCAACAUACCAAAGUAGUAUUGCGAGUCAAAUGGAAGGCAACAAGUACAAACUUCUCAUGAGGAUAUCGCUAGCUGAUCUCGAAAUUGUUAAAGCUAAAGACGAAAACAUCCGCAAGGCGCUCCACGAGGUGGAGAUACUGACGGCUGAUCGGAACAAGAUGAUGGUGAUAUCGGAGCACGUGGCGGCGCUGCACACGCCUCAGGUGCAGCUGGAGGAGGUGGUGCGGGAGACGCUGCAGGCGCUGAACCGCCGCCUGGCCGACACCACCGCCGACAGCCAGCUGUGCUGUAUGGAGCUGACCGUGCCCACCGCCGGACCUGAAAAUCUCACAGUAAUAUUCACAAAAACUGAAAAGCGAAGCAGCUGGGAAGAACUAAUAAACGACACCAAACAGAAAUUAUGUAUAUACGGCACGGAGCGUACGCCCGAGUUCCUAUCACCGGUGCCCAUACGUAAGACGCGAGCCGGACUGCAGUUCACCUGCGCCGCGUCCACGCUACCGCCUAAGGGGCAGUCGCCAGAUGUAUGGGUGUGCAACAGCGACGGCUACGUGGGGCAGGUCUGCGUGCUGACGCUGUCCCCGCGGCCGCAAGUGACGUCGUGCAACGGCGUGUGCAACGCGCGCAUCCUGUGCGUCGCGUGCGUCCCGCCCGUGCCCGCCCCGCCCCUCACCCGUCAGCAGACGCUCGACAUACCGAGCACAAGUUCGCUGAACAGCAGCAGUUCUCUGAAGCCGGGCAUCAGCAUAUCGGACCACGACGAGACCUGCAAGAACAUGCGAUUAGAUAGUUCAUCAUCAAGCGACGAGGACGACGACGGCUCAUCCAGCGAGAACCAGGAUGCGCACUCAGAGAAGUCAGAAAAGACGCGCCUCACUCCGAACCACAGCAAGAGUCUGAGCACGCCGCACACCGGACAGAUACAAGUGCAUCCAGUCAUGAAGUCCAGCUCCAAUCCCGCUGUCGACAAGCAGGCUAUGGGUAUAACAUCCGUGCCCGGACGUAUUAUGGCUGGUACCCUCUCAUCGCCCGCGAGUCGUCAGUCCUCCGAGGACAGUAGCACCGCGAACCAGCCUACAAUGUGGUUGGGCACGGAGGACGGCUGCAUACACGUCUACAACUGCCUCGACAACAUCCGGAUAAAGAAGAACAAGGUGAAGCUGCAACACAAUUCCGGCGUGCAUUCCAUUGUGUAUGUGGAGGGUAAAGUUUUCGUUGCGCUUGGGAACGGUGAUCUUGUGGUGUACUGCAGAGACAUUGACGGCACAUGGGCGGAGCGGUGUACGCUACCAGUGGGCAGCAACAACACGCCGGUUAGCGCGAUGCUGCUCGCUGACGGGCGACUGUGGUGCGCGACGCAGGCGCUCAUCAAACUCGUCAACCCGCAUACGCUGCAGGUGGAGGAAACAUUCCAAAUAAACAGCGAGUCCAAGACCAUCAGUCACAUGGCGGUGGCGGGCGGGGCGCUGUGGCUGGCGCUCGCGAACGCGGCGUCGCUGAGAGCGUACCGCGCGACGCGACGCGACAGCGCGCGCGAUGUUACGCCCCUGACGCCAUUAGCGGAUAUCAACCUUACGCCGCACGUCACUAAGAUGUUACAUGGGUGCGACGACAUAAUCCGACAGCACAAGGCGGCGUGCCUGCGCGUGACGGCGCUGCUGGCGCACCGCGACCUGCUGUGGGUGGGGACGAGCGCGGGCGUGCUGCUCACCGCGCCCAUGCCGCGCGCGCCCGCCCGCGCCUUCACCGUGCCGCAGAUCACGGGUGUAAUGUACGGGCACACCGGCCAUGUUAGAUUCCUGACGAUCGUCGAAAAUCCGGUGCCGCAGAAACCGUCGAAGCCUGCGCAGUCGUUGAAGACUAAAGCGCUGAGCCGACGGUCAGCCAACGCGGAGAAACUACAGAAGCAGACAGAAAACGCACAGAUGACUAAAGAGACUUUAAUCAUUUCUGGGGGCGACGGCUACGAGGAUUUCCGGAGCUCGUCCUCAACUGAGGACGCGGGCAGGGAAGACUCCACCAACCAUCUUCUAUUCUGGCGAGUGUGAACCGGCCUACAGGGUAUGAUCACCGGUUUUGUUCUUAUCGACAGCGCUGCUGGUUAAGUUGUUCGAUAAUUCCGAUUAUUGUUUCUAGCUUACACUCGGGUGAACCCCGACGGCCUAAGUCAGUACAAACCUGACGGUUAUUUAAAGCCUAUUUUUGUUGAAUAUUUUUGAAUGAUUCUUACGUAAAGAUUGAGAUUAUUAAUAUAAGUUAGGGCAUUAAAUGUCGUUUAUUUGCCAUAAAAUUAUAUGCAGUAUUAUGGGUGUGAGAUGUCUGGCCGCCUGAUUCGUGACUAUCUUUAUAUCGAAAGUUUUAGAAAUGUUUACAUGUACCUAUCUAAUCAUAUCAGAAUAGAUUUUAUGUCCAUAUAUCGCUGUUUAAUAGUUGUCACACUAGCGUGUAAAUGUUUAAGAUAAUUUAAAACAGAAGUUCGAAAUCCAGCGAAGUUGACUCGACGAAUUUACCGAAGCAUCCGUUCGAAAUUCAAUAUAUUUUUUGAGGUUAUUAUUUUGAUCGAGCGAGAAUGAAACUUUGAAAUAGUCAUGUCGAUUUUGAUGUUUCUUUAAGAGAGCAAAGUUUCAUAGUCGUCUCUGGGAGUCAACUGUAAUUUAUCCUAUAGGAACCCUGCCAAUAAAAUAUGCUUAUAAUAUUAUGUAUAUCCUCAAAGGAGCAUCGUAACGAACGAUAGAAAUCAAGAAAUUGAUUGCUCAAAUGAAAUUCUCAAAUGUUACCUACCCCAAAACUAAAUUGUAAGGUGAUGUACGUUUGUCAUUGGACGAUGUAGGUAUCCAUAUUUGUAAAACAGGCAAUUAAAAUAUUGCAC
This is a messenger RNA of Aricia agestis (brown argus), 6017 nucleotides long. Its product is annotated as rho guanine nucleotide exchange factor 17. The coding region runs from base 268 to 5196 and encodes 1642 amino acids. The transcript is spliced from 22 exons. NCBI's taxonomy places the organism in Eukaryota, Metazoa, Arthropoda, Insecta, Lepidoptera, Lycaenidae. Gene Ontology annotation, biological process: actin cytoskeleton organization. Gene Ontology annotation, molecular function: guanyl-nucleotide exchange factor activity; protein binding. The record is from RefSeq and is a predicted model, not a curated record.